AUGACGACGCCACCUCCACCUCGCCUCUUUCGAGCCGAUGUAGUCCACUUCAAGCAGGGCAAAGAUGACGACUACAAAGUCGGCAUGGUCUCGAGGUGCUACCUCGACGAGAUUGAUGCGGAUCCACAUUCGUUUGCCAAGACGGGUCUGGAUCGCCAGCUCAAGGAAGGCGAAUACGGCGUCCUCUGGUAUCCUUGCGGGGAGAGGCAGAUCGUUUCAGCCACCGAACUCGAUCUUGUCGACCGAGUUUUUGCUGUGGGCUCUACUUGCAAGCGUUCCCUCGGGGACGCCUGCUCAGGUGUCGUCACUGCUACCUCCAGCACGCUCAAGCUCCAGCACCUCUUCAGCAGAGAAGAAAUUGCUGACUCAGUCCCAGCUAGUGAUGUCGUCAAGAGCAACCAUCUCAAUCACGGAGACCUUGUCAUUGCCGAUGACUGGAUCGGAGAGAUCGACGGUGUCGUCGAGGAAGCGCUCGUGGGCAACCCCGACAACGACCGGCUCGUACGCGUCUGCGAGAUUGGCGGUCGUCUUCUGCUCGGUAAGAUUCCCAAGGAGCACAUGGUAGAAGACCAUGUCGGCAUGAACCUCGUUCAGCUCGGCAUUCGAGAGGCCUCAAUCGUCGAUAUCAAGCAAACAGUCAUCUACAUCAACUGGCUGGCGCUCAAUCAGAAGCUCAGUCCAGAGGAGCAGGCAAAGCGGCCCAAGCCACCAGCGCUUUGGACCGACUACAGCAAGCUCACCAUGGUCAAGGCCUUCUCGGAACGCAACCACGAGAUCGGAGACCGAGUCAUAUUCCCGACGCAGGCGCUCAAGGACAAGUACGGCGCGAAGAUCACUUACCAUGGACGUCAACGUCAUCCCGUCGAUGUGAUGCUCAUCGUCGGAACCCAGACCGAACUUGAAGUGCUGUGGCAAGACGGCACCCGCACCAAGGAGCAGGCCCGCGACAUGAUUCCGCACGUCAACCUCGAUGAGCACGAGUCGUGGCCCGGUGACUGGGUCUACUGGAAGUCGGACGAGCACGGCAGUGUGCCCCGUGUCGUUCAGAGCAUGGAUCCGCUCGAGCGUACGGCCGAGCUCCGUAAGCCUCUGUCCGAGCCCGCCGAGAUCGAGCUGGUUCCUUCACUGGAGAUCGACGUUCAAGGAGCCGACCACAGCGUCUUCAGCCUGCAUCGCGGCGACUCGGUGAUGAUCUCUGAGCGGCCCACCGGAUGGGCUGGUCCCUUCCUAACCACAGUCGGGGAUCCGCGCCCCGAUUACGAUGAUGUCCAGAUGCACAACGACCUGAUGAAUGCCGAAAUGACCAUCGUCGCUGUUCAGGGUCACGAAGACAAAAGGACAAAAUCUGGCUCAGAAGCCACCGAAAUCGACUGGUACGGCACUGUCGAAGAGCUGUUGCUUGAUGGAACCUGCCGGGUCCGAUUGCCGUGUGGCAGAAGGGUGGUCGAAAAGCUGGAAAAGCUGCAGAUCUUGUCCGACUCGGGAUUCGGCAUGCACGAGCACGCCAUGAUGGACGACGACAUGCACGAUCCAUGGAGCAUGGAUCCGGAGGCCGACUACGACGAUGAUAUGAUGGACGACGAGUACGACGAUGAAUACGACGAGGAGGAGGAUGCCAUGUGGGUCGACCAGAACGGACAGGUGGUAAGCAAUGGCAGGGACGACUGGGAGGACAUGUCAGACGGUGCACCAGAGGUGGCGGAGAUUCACGUCGACGAGCCCAAGCUAGAGCCCGAGCCAGCUGAGAAGAAGGAGGAUGCUCCGCCAGCAGUCGAUGAGCAGGAGACCGCUACCGCUCAAAAGGCUAUGGAAGCCAUUAUCCCCUCUUCCGACUUGGCGAACGCCGAAGAGCCCUCUGCGCCGCCGCCCACGGAGCUCGCCGCGGCCAGCAGCGACAGCGACUGGAACCAGUUCGCUGUUCUCGAAUCUGCGCCCACCUCGCACGCAUUCUACUCGAAGCCCCUCGCGACGCAACCUGCUGCUGCCUUCUUCAAGCGCCUUCAGAAGGAGAUGAAGGUGCUCCACUCGUCGCUUCCCGAAACAAUCCUGGUGCGCGCAUACGAGGACCGGUCCGACCUCUUGCGUGUGCUGAUCAUCGGCUCCGAAGGUACACCGUACGAAAACGCUCCGUUUCUGCUUGACUUCCAGCUGACCUCGGACUUCCCCAACAGUCCUCCCGUGGCGCAUUUCCACUCGUGGACCAAUGGGCACGGUCGUGUGUCGCCGAAUCUGUACGAAGACGGGAAGGUGUGCUUGUCGGUGCUGGGAACGUGGUCCGGGGUGGCGGAAGAGAACUGGACGCCGAACAAGAGCUCGCUGCUGCAGGUGUUCGUGUCGAUCCAGGCGCUGGUGCUCGUGCGCGAGCCGUACUUCACCGAGCCGGCGUACGAAAAGCUGAAGGGCAAAGAGGAGAGCAAGGUCAACUCGAAGCUGUACAACGAAAAGGCGUACAUCUUGUCGCGUGGAUUUGUGAAGAAGGCGCUGGAGAAUCGACCCGCCGGCUUCGAGCGCGAACUGGAGCUGUUCUACUUCGACUCGGGCAAUCUGAGCAAGGUGAUUGAGCGUGUCGAGGGGCUGUUGCAGGCUGGCGGGGGGAGUGCCGCGGAAAUGAAGGCGGACGAUGCGGAGCAGGCCGUGCAGGGCCUGACGAAGGGCGGCGGCAUCAUGCUCGGUCGCACGGUCAAGGCUUUGCGUGCCAUUCUCGAUGCGCGUCCGUCGAAGGCUUGA
Sporisorium graminicola is the source of this 2727-nucleotide messenger RNA. RefSeq lists its product as uncharacterized. Bases 1 to 2727 code for a protein of 908 amino acids. Lineage: Eukaryota; Fungi; Basidiomycota; Ustilaginomycetes; Ustilaginales; Ustilaginaceae. The transcript has a single exon. The record is from RefSeq and is a predicted model, not a curated record.